Molecule: messenger RNA, 921 nt
Organism: Ostreobium quekettii
Lineage: Eukaryota; Viridiplantae; Chlorophyta; Ulvophyceae; Bryopsidales; Ostreobiaceae
Source: the annotation of a GenBank genome assembly
AUGCCCAAAUCCGCGGGCCACGCGCAGCGGGACGAUCGCCAUGGCGGGAUCGCCAUGAAUCCCAGAAUACAUGACGGGCGCGUUGACGCAGGCCGAGGGCAGGCCUCGCCCAUCAGGGCCAAUGCUGAGGGCAUUGGUCUGUCGAUUCUGUCGCCACGGGCGCUCGGCAAGGGGCCUCUGACAAGGGGGGAGGGCGUGGGGCCGCAUGUGGGCGGCGCGGACUUCUGCGGCUGUUUGGAGGGGUCGCUGGAGAAGCGAAGCAUGGCGGAGGGGGCCAAGGGAGCGAGGGGGAAGCUCGGGGCUUGUGCGGCGGGCGACCCCAACAAGCCGGUCGGCUGGCGUUUAUCCUUGUGGCUUUUGUCCAUCGCCUCCGUGUGCGCGGUUUCGUCCAUUGUGGGCUAUGACACGGGAUGGGCCCACUUCCACAAGGACCACUACAAGCCCAAGACCAACACCUACCUGGCGCUCGUGCUGACGAUCAUGGGAGACUACCCGGACGUGGCGGAGAAGAUCCCGGCCAAUCUGGUGGACAUCGUGAAGCCACUGCUGCCCGCUGUCAACAUCAGCAUCGACAUACAAUUGGGGUGGCUGGAGCGAACUACCAUCCUGGACCUCCACUCCGACGAACUGUCUCCCGUCAUCACCAACUUCUUGGAGAAACCGGAACUAGAUCCGUACAGAGAUCAAAUAGAUCAGGUGGCUGUGGACAGAAGAAUGGUCAUGCGGAAUUUCUACAAGGAUACUGGGGUCGAAGCGCAGUGGAGCGGAGCGAUCUCUGCCGCCCUCCUGGCCGUUUCUAUUUUCCUGUCGGUCUCCCUUUUCGCCGCCUAUGCCUUCACCCGCGCCAGCAAGGGGCCGCGCUCCGUGCAGUGUGGCCGGUACUGUUUCAUGGUGAUGAAGCUCAGCACGCUGCUGGGGUAA